GCUUUAAAAAAAAGGAAAAUACAAAGGAAGAAAAUAAAAGAGCUUAGAAGUAACCGUGCGAUAGUACAUUUUUUAAUUUUAGGCUGGUAGCACUGCUAUCUCCAUGACGACAAGCUGUCAAACUGGCGCGGUGUUUACGUUUUUGAAUUAAAAGUAAAUCUUCUUUAUUCUAUCCAGAUUUAAAGAAUUUAAACUAUAAAAAAAUAAUUAGCAUCGACAAGGAAUAUAUUGAAUGCGCAACUAAGAUUUAACAGACCCUUGUCGCAAUAAUGCCUCGCGGAAGAUCGAAGGAAGUUUGCGAAAAAGUUGUGCAAAGUUUUAUCAAUAAAUGGAAGAAAAUUGCUCAAUUUUGUCCAGAAUUUUAUUGAAUUGCUCCAGUGACCUACUUAUGAACCUUCCCUUUGUUUCAUAAUCAUUCUGUGUAAAUAUAAUUAUUUUACAGAGGUUUAACCUAGGCUGAAGCAUCUAUCUUUCGUCUUUUUAUAUUUUUGUAAAAAAGAAGUGAAAAUGGCUAAGAUGCAAGACUGUCUCGUGAAAAGUUGACGAUGGAUGAGGAUAUAGCAAAGCCCACAAACUAUGGCAGGGUAUCCAAGAAGUACUCCAGCACAUCAUCACCAAAGAAGCUAACAUUCUCCGGAAACUUCACGGAGAAGCACAAAGUGUUUGACAUAUCUGCACCGCUGCGGAGAGCAAGCAUGCGUCAGGACAUAUUGGACCUUGUUGCUAGGAAGACAGAGUCUAGAAUUGAGGAAGCUAAAGGGUUGUCUGAUGAUAAUCCAAUGUAUGAGGAUCCUAGAGAUGUGAUUGGCGAAAAGCCCACCAAGCCGCCCAGAAAGAGGACCAUCCAAGGCAUAGCGGUGGCCUCACCUCGCUCCACAAAAGAAGGAAGGUCACUCCUCAAAGAGCAGAAGAGGAAGCUCACUAAGAAGUAUGAACAACUCAUCUCUUCAUUGAUGGAGAGGUGUGAAGAGAAUGUGGUUCAGCUAUCAGAAAAAGACUCCCAAAUUGCCAAAUUGAAAGAGAAACUAAAGUCCGUGCUAGAAUACAACAAAUUGUUUGCCGAAGAGAAUGAUCAGUUACGCACACAGUAUGACGCUCUAGUCAAAUAUGCAGAAGGGUGUAAGAAGGUCAUUAAGGAAGAGAGGGAGAGGAACAGAGUUUUGGAUACGAGAGCUAAAGAGUUGCAGGAGAAGGUUAAGAAGUUUGAAUUGCCUGAUAGAGAUCACGAGCCUUCAACAGCGAUACCUUUAGUAGAAGUAUGUAUGAGCUGCAGCAGCCGUCAGAUUAUACUGAACCAGGCGAGGGAACAUAAUACCCGAUUACAGAAAGACAUGCAGGCGCUUAAAGAUGUUUUGUACAGAUUAAACGUGCAACUGUCCCGCUACCAAGAGCGGCUUCGCAGCAACAUACAGAAGAUGGCGGAAGAGAAGCCUGAGGUCGCAUUCAAGCCGGGAGACAGAUAUGAUGCGUUAGAUUCGUUGCUCACUGCCAGUUUGGGGUAUAAAGAAACAUUGAACACAGACGAGGGACAGUCCAGGGUUGGUGCGGAAGAAACACCUUACACUGGCAGAACGGUUGACUUGUCUGGUCUACUCAGCGCACAGGCUUUAGCGCCCCUUUUCGAUGCAUAUCAAGAAAACUUACAAGAAAAGGACACCCUAAUACUAGACUAUGAAAAACAAUUUGAAGCCAUAAACAAAAAGUCUAAAGCCAUAGUUUCUGAGAACAAAACUUUGACAGACAAACUGAAGAGCUUAGAGACAGAAUUGGGAGGAAUGAGACAGGGAUAUAAGAAGUUGGUAGUAGAGAAAGAGACGGCUGAUAUUGAGAAAGCUACGUUUGUUGAGAGAGCAGAGAGGGCGGAGUCUAAAUUGAAGGAGGUUUAUGAGCUGUAUGAAGAUAAAAUGUCAGCAAUGAUGCGUGACUACGAGACAGUUCACCGCGAGUACUUCGCCGUGAAGAAUUCUCUAGAGAUGGCGGAGAAUAAGCUCGCACAGUUAGACGUAUUGCGGUCAAGAACUGUGCCCGCUGACAUGCAUGAACGGAGGCUCGAGCAUUGUAAGAGAUUACUAGAAGAACUGAAACACCAGUACAGCAUGGAGUCAGAACGCAAAACUGACCAGUUGACCAAGACUCAGGAGCAAAUGAAGAUAGUAGAAGACAAGUGCUCUAAGUUAACUCAGGAGAAUGAGAACUUGAUGGAGGAAUUGGAAAAGGCGUUGAAGAAUGUCAGGUUAUACCGCAAAGCAGCAGUAAUAUUCCGUCAGCGCUUAAAGUCAGCAUCAGCCCGAGUCACUCGCGCCCGCACUAGCGCGAGACGGAACAAGAAUAAUUCUGAACCACUGCGACAAGCUAUGACUGCGCUCGAUAGAAUUAAACAUGAGAUUAAGGCAGUAAAAUCCCGAGCGUACACCUCUCUAGAGGAGCUAGAACGUCGCAUCGUAGAACAGGAGCGUCGUGCUGCGCUCGCACAGUCAGAGUACCGGCGGGAACUGGACAGAGCCGAGCUAGCUCUGCAGCACAAGGAGGCCAUUAUACGCAGUCUUAUUGAUAAAGUCGCUGAUGUUGAAGAAGUUAGACUAAGCCAAACCAACACUCAUCGUCUUCAAGGCAUAGUAUCGGACUCCUCACCCGAGAGGUCCCCUGAACCGUCCACUAAGAAGGAGACCAAACCCUCAGUCAAGCUGGUGCCGGGUCACGGAGGGUAUUUCCAGGAGAAAGAAGCCAAAAGAAAGGGGAAAUGAACUUCUAGGGCAUUCUAGCUAGAUAAUACGGUUUCGACGAGUCAAAUUCGUUAUUGAACUGUCAAAAACGGUAUCUCUCUGUCUAUGCAAUAUGUAUGAAAAGGUAAACUAUGACAUCACAAACAUCAAACUGUAUAUUCAAAAUGAUGAACGUAAGUAGCAUUAUUUUAAGAUGCGUUAUGAAAAUGACGCUGGAUGCAGGUCUCCUCCAACAGAUAUCUGUGGAGCUCUAAGGGGGAGGCCUAUGUUCAGCAGUGGACGUCCUAUGGCUGAGAUGAUGAUGAAUAUGACAACCUAAUUUAUUUUUGUUCUAGUCAACUACCCAAUUGUAGAACUGUAUUGAACAAUUCUAUAUCAUCCUUGAACAAAUCUUAUGAACGAUCUAGUCAAAAUAUGGGUUCCUUCAGUAUUAACAUAUUGCAAUGAAUUAAAAAUGAAAAUACUUAUGAGAAUAUAAUUAUAUGAGGCACGUUUUAGCGUAGACCAGAUAUUUUUACACAUUUAUAAAUUCAUAUUAUACCAGCAAAUAUAUCUUUAUAUAUAUGUACACUAGCUUCCGGCAGCCGGGGACUCUGGGAACUACUUCGCACAUCCGAAUAAAAUCCUGUAGCCUUCUUUGAUAAAUGGGCUAUCUACCACUGAAAGGUUUUUUUCAAUUAGGUCCAGUAGUUCCAGAGUGCACUUAAAUGAACCAAUGUACUAACUGUUCAGCUUUAUAAUAUGAUUAAAGAUAUUAUACGCUUUAUUUAUUUAGGAUCUCCAACAAAAGAUGUACACAUAACAUGACAUAAGUAGUAUAAAAAACAAUGGGAAUAGUGUCGGUGUACUCCUUCACUUAAAGGAGACCACAGCAUGCACAAUUGCACUUCACUAGCUAACUAAAUUACAAAAAUAUCAAAAAAUAAAAUACAGUUACAAACUAAACACUUAUAAACAAAAUAUACAUAUACAAACAAUUUAUAUUGGCAAGGUUUUUAGGCAAGGUUUUAUGAUAAAACAGUCGUAAUCGUAAAACUGCCGUACUUAUUUUCAUGAUAUUCAGUACGCAUAAAGCUUGUGGCACAUUAUAGCAGCACCGCAACAGCACGGCUGCAGCACGGCGUCGCCUCGAAUUAAGACUAC
This is a messenger RNA of Helicoverpa zea (corn earworm), 3866 nucleotides long. RefSeq names its product protein Cep89 homolog (gene Cep89). Gene Ontology annotation, cellular component: centriole; ciliary transition fiber. NCBI's taxonomy places the organism in Eukaryota, Metazoa, Arthropoda, Insecta, Lepidoptera, Noctuidae. Bases 546 to 2744 code for a protein of 732 amino acids. The transcript is spliced from 13 exons. Gene Ontology annotation, biological process: cilium assembly; mitochondrion organization; chemical synaptic transmission. The record is from RefSeq and is a predicted model, not a curated record.